Molecule: messenger RNA, 2739 nt
Organism: Motacilla alba alba
Lineage: Eukaryota; Metazoa; Chordata; Aves; Passeriformes; Motacillidae
Gene: ISLR2
Product: immunoglobulin superfamily containing leucine rich repeat 2
Molecular function (GO): protein binding
Source: RefSeq, a predicted model, not a curated record
GGGGAGGGAGAGGAGAGGCGAGCGAAAGAAAUAAUUGGGGAAGGAGGGAUGAAAGCAGAGGAUAAAGAAAAUGGAGGUUAAUUAGUUGGUUAUUGCGCGGGGAGGGGGGCGAGAGUGGGGGCGGAAAAGCCUGAUAGAGCCGGGAAAAAGAAAGUGAGAAGGCUGGGAAGAGCCGGCUGGGAAAGGGAGAAGGAAAAACCUGAUCGAGCCGAGAAACAGAGAGUGAGAAGGGUGGGAAGAACCGGCCAGGGGAGAGGGAAGGAAAACCUGACUGAGCCGGGAAAUAGAGAGUGAGAAGGGUGGGAAGGGGAGAAGGAAAAACCCGAUCCAGCCGGGAAAAAGAGAGCGAGAAGGGUGGAAAGAGCCGGCCAGGGAAGGGGAGAAGGAAAAACCUGACUGAGCCGGAAAAUAGAGAGCGAGAAGGGUGGGAAGAGCCGGCGGGAAGGGGAGGAAAGCGGGGGAGAGGGGCGAGGAGGGGGAUGCGCGGGAGGCAGCGGGCGGCAGCCGGGGGGAGCCGGGCACAGACAAUGGGGCGCGGCCCCGCCGCCCCCUCCACCUCCCGCCGCCGGGCGGGGCCGGGGCGCGCUGGCGCUGAGCCCCGCGCUGUCCCCUGCCAGGGGGACAUGGCCCCGCUGCUGGCGCUGCUGCUGGCGGCCCUGCUGGGCUCGGGCCGGGCGUGCCCGGAGCCGUGCGCUUGCGUGGACAAGUACGCGCACCAGUUCGCCGACUGCGCCUACAAGGAGCUGCAGGCCGUGCCCGCGGGGCUGCCCUCCAACGUGACCACGCUGAGCCUGUCGGCCAACAAGAUCAGCUCGCUGCCCCGCGGCGCCUUCGCCGAGGUGACCCAGGUGAGCUCGCUGUGGCUGGCGCACAACGAGAUCGCCGCCAUCGAGCCCGGCGCGCUGGCCGUGCUGGCGCAGCUCAAGAACCUGGACAUCAGCCACAACCAGAUCGUGGAGUUCCCCUGGCGGGACCUGCGCAACCUGAGCGCGCUGCAGCUGCUCAAGAUGAACAACAACCGCAUGGCGCUGGUGCCGCCCGACGCCUUCCGCACGCUCAAGGACCUGCGCUCGCUGCGCAUCAACAACAACCGCUUCGCCACGCUGGCCGAGGGCAUCUUCGACUCGCUGAGCUCGCUGUCGCACCUGCAGAUCUACAACAACCCCUUCGAGUGCUCCUGCGCGCUGCGCUGGCUGAAGCGCUGGAUGGAGAGCACGCUCAUCUCCAUCCCCGAGAAGGAGUCCAUCGCCUGCGCGCUGCCCGAGCGCCUGCGCGGCGUGCCGCUGGCCAAGCUGCCCGAGCUGCGCUGCGCCGCGCCCGCCGUCACCAUCGGCUACUCGCGACUGGACGCGGCCGAGCUGCCCGACGGCUUCACGCUGAGCCUGCACUGCUCCGCCAGCGGCUCGCCGCCGCCCGAGCUGCGCUGGAAGAUCCGCACGGCCGGCCAGAGCCUGGAGCUGGGCGGGAGCGGCCCGGAGAGCGCGGCCAAGGAGGAGCCGCGGCCGGAGCCCGAGCGCUUCGUGGCGUUCAAGAACGGCACCUUGGUGAUCCCGCACCUGAGCAAGCGCGAGGAGGGCACCUACACCUGCGUGGCCACCAACGAGGUGGGCAGCAACCACUCCUCGGUCAACGUGGCGGUGGGCGGGUGCGCGCAGAAAUACCCGCCGGGGCCCGGCGGCGACCCGCUGGGCGGCAAGGGGCAGGCGGGCGACAAGAAACCCGGCACCGAGGCGGCCAAGAACAGCGUGCUGACCCCGGAGGAGAGGGGCAAAGCGCUGGGCCCCACCCGGCAGAGCCGGCCCGGCUCGGCGGCGGGGCCGGAGCCUGAGGGCGGGGGCCGGGUCCCGUUGGAGCCGCCGGGCCUGGAGAAGAAGUGCGGGGCCUCGGCGGGCGGCUCCAAGUACAUCUCCAACCACGCCUUCAACCAGAGCGGCGACUUCAAGCGGCACAGCUUCGAGCUGGGCGUCAUCGCCCUGGACGUGGCCGAGCGCGACGCCCGCGUGCAGCUGACGCCCACCCAGCCCGGCGGGGCCACCUGGGGCGUGCUCUACCUGUGCCAGCAGGGCCGCCAGGGCCACGCCCUGCUGCAGUGGUCGCAGAUCGAGGCCGGCGUGAACUCGUACUGGUUCCAGGGCCUGAGCCCCGGCACCAACUACUCGGUGUGCCUGAGCUCGCCGGGCGAGGAGUGCCGGGUGCAGGUGGUGUUCACCACCAAGAAGGAGAUCCCGUCGCUCAUCAUCAUCGUGGUGGUCAGCAUCUUCCUGCUGCUGCUGGCCACGCUGCCGCUGCUGGGCGCCACGUGGUGCCACCUGCUCGCCAAGCUGCAGGCCAAGCCCUACAAGCUGAUCAUGAAGGCGCAGAACCCCGACCAGAUGGAGAAGCGCAUGGCCGCCGACUUCGACCCCCGCGCUUCCUACCUGGAGUCCGAGAAGAACUUCGGUCCCGGCGAGGCCGAGGCCGAGGAGGAGGAGGAAGAGGAGGAGGAGGCGGGGGAUGAAGAAGGAGCGCGGUGGCGGCGCGGGAGGGAGGGGGAAGGCGCGGCGGAGCUGGAGCGGGAGGAGAGCGUGGCCGCCAGCUCCAUGGCGGAGUCGCAGUCCAAGGGCGGCGCCGAGGAGUUCGAGGUGCGCUCCGAGUACAGCGACAAGCUGCCGCUGGGCGCCGAGGCCGUCACCAUCUCCCCGGAGAUCAACGGCAACUACCGGCAGCGGCCCCGCUGAGCCCCCCGGACCCCCCGACCCC